UCUGAUACAUCAUCAUCAGACAAGUCGAAGAUCGUAGAGAUACAUAUAAAUGAAAGAGUGUAUCAAAUGGAAGAAAUCUGGCUCUGAAACCUGUGCUCCAAGCAUCUCUAGUCAAGCAGAAAAUCUAUCACUGCUCUGAAUCCCUCAUCAUGUCUGCAAACACCACAUCCACCCAGCCAUUGAUUAAAUUACUCUAUCAUCUUAAGCUUGCAUGCCUGCUUGUCUUGGUGAGCUUUUCACCUUGGAAGAAUGGAAUACCAUGCACCUCGUCAGCAGCAGCUAGGAUGUCAACUACAUGUACUACUGUCAUAGCAGUCACAUUGGCAUUAGGAACAGCGUAUACUACAUCCACUGGGGGUGCUGGUGUGCAGUGCUCAACGGUAGCCAGUGUUGAAGGUAGGCUGUAUGAGUUGCGUCUUGUUGGAAGCAAUGCCACCAACGAAGGCCUCCUUCAAGUAUUUAUGAACAACAGAUGGGGCUGGGUGUACAGCUAUACUGAUGCUUUACAUGUACAUUGGAGAUUGGGCGAGGUUGCAUGCCAUCAAAUGGGAUAUGAGGAAUAUAGUAAUACAGGGAUUUCGGUUGAUGAAAGCGUGAAGCAGCAACCUGUGCCCUGGUUGAUGGCGAGAGUUAAAUGUUCAGGAUAUGAAUCAAGAUUGGUAGAUUGUGGACAUAUCAAUUUUACCAGCACUCUUGUACCAGGGGAGCAGAGACUUCAUGUUCCAUUGAAAUGUAUCAAGGCACCUGCAUUACAAAAUGAUACUCUGCUAGUCCAGUUGAAUGGAACAUUCAGCUCUGGCAUUCUGCAAGUAAAGAAAUCUCCCUAUCCAGGAUGGCUCCCUUUUUGUGGGUUUGAUUUAGACAUGAUAGCAGGUCAUGUAAUCUGUCGUCAAUUAGGCCACACCCAUGCUAACAACAUCAUCCGCAUGAACCUCAUGUCUACUCUUAUCUCUACUCCUGUGAUAACAUCUGUAGUCUGUGAAGGGUUUGAGAAGUUUCUAUCAGAAUGUUCAGUGAUGCUAAAACCAUCUUCUUCAACCUGUAAUGGAAUACAUAUUGACUUUAAGAUAUAUUGUAGUGAUACACCACUGCUUCCUUUGGGAUCAUUACGUUUAGUAUCAUCAAGCCAGUCUUCAACCAAAGGACGUAUUGAGAUCUAUGGCAAUCAAUCUAGAUGGGGGACUAUCUGUGAUGAUUACUGGACAGAUAAAGCUGCUACAGUUGCAUGUAGACAGAUGAGGUUGGGCAGCAUUGGUAUUUCUCAUGGCAACGCAUUCUAUGGCAGUGGGGAAGGACCCAUCUUAUUAGAUGAUGUACAAUGCAAUGGUGAUGAAGAGAGGUUGCUACAGUGUGAUACAUCACCACUGGGGGAACAUAACUGUAUUCAUGCAGAGGAUGCUGGUGUGGAGUGCUUUGAUCAUAUGCCUACAGUAGCUCCAAAUAAAGGUAUGAAAAUACAUUGAUGUACAGCCUGCUUACAUGAAAAGUCAUGAUGAGUUGAAACAGUGUAUAUGAAUAGUAUAUCGUGUUUUUUAAUUUGCAAAUAUUUUGCUGGUAAUGUUUGCAGAUACCUUUAAUAAUGGCAUCUUGUGUUUGGUCAUCAGUGUAGCACCACUGCUCAUGAUUGGAGAUGGUCCUGUUCACAGAUACGGUCCACUUUUGACUUUUUCCAUUUAGAAGCCCCAUGCCCAAAAAUAAAUGAGUUAUACCUUGGUCACAUUUACUCUACGGCAAGUCAAAAACAGUUGUUUUAUUCCUUUUUAUUCAAACCAUCUGUAUUUAGCUGGUACAAAUAU
Messenger RNA from Lytechinus variegatus (green sea urchin), 1796 nucleotides. RefSeq names its product deleted in malignant brain tumors 1 protein-like. Lineage: Eukaryota; Metazoa; Echinodermata; Echinoidea; Temnopleuroida; Toxopneustidae. Gene Ontology annotation, cellular component: membrane. The transcript has 5 exons. The record is from RefSeq and is a predicted model, not a curated record. The coding region runs from base 150 to 1463 and encodes 437 amino acids.